AUGCAGUCGGUUCAGCUGUCUUAUCCGGGAUCGACGACACAUUCCAGCGGGGGGGCCGGCAUGUUGCCCGAUCGCUCUUCACAUGGUAAUUUCAGCGGAUCGAUUACCGUUGACCCCCCAAGAGCUUCCUAUCGCCCCUCACGGGUAACCAACCAUCGUCUCGACCUUGAACAGCGAAUCUUAGGCGACCGCGCGGAGCGUCGCGAAUCCCGGCUACCUGGAAGAUCGACAUCGCUGCAUCACUCUACAAGAAAUGCUACUGCAUCUCAUUAUGCGCCAAGAGGUCCCUACUUUCCAAUUGAAUUGCAGUCGGCAGCAGACGGGGGCUCUCAGGAAGCGCGGCCGAACGCUACAUAUAAUGCACACCUCCCAUCAGAUCCUGAGAGCCUCCGACGGGGCGGGCGAUCAUGCGGAUCGAUGCUCAAGGAGACCCGAGCUCGAAGGCGGCUUAUUACGCUGGUCGUAUCUGCAGCUUUUCUCGUCCUCGUUGUCGCUAUCUAUCUCGCAUUCGCUGCUUCUCGUACGACAUUAGGCCGGGAGCUCAAGAUCCUUCUUAUUUUCAUGAUCCUCAUUCUCGGGAUUGUUUUCUGUCAUUCUCUCACCCGCUUCUUAAUGGUCAUUUUACGACGGCCUGACACCGAUGUCUCUACGAAUCGCAUACCCAGUCGGGCGGGGCCAGCCGGCUAUGCGCAGCCAGCGCGUCCCAUCCAUGUGAUCCUAGCAGGAGAUGAGGACGUUGCCGAAAGCCAAAGUACUGUGCGGGAAAAAGUCACGGCGCCCCCUCCAGCAUACGGUCUUUGGAGGAGUAGUGUGAGGAUAAAUCCCGACCUUCUCUACUGGCAGCGCGUGGAAAAUAAUAGACAGCAACCGCCCAAGAGUAUAGAUAGGCGCAUGAGCAAUAAAGCUCGAAUACCCCGACCACCCAGCUACACAUCCGAUAAUGGCGUUGACUAUGUGAUUGAGGCGCAACCACGAUCAUUAACACAGUGGCAUAUCCCUGAGGAGCCAGAGCGUUAA
This is a messenger RNA of Aspergillus heteromorphus CBS 117.55, 1017 nucleotides long. RefSeq lists its product as uncharacterized. The record is from RefSeq and is a predicted model, not a curated record. The coding region runs from base 1 to 1017 and encodes 338 amino acids. The transcript has 2 exons. Lineage: Eukaryota; Fungi; Ascomycota; Eurotiomycetes; Eurotiales; Aspergillaceae.